GAGCGAGGCACUGGGGCCCUCGCUGCCCUGCUCCAGGUCAGGCCAAGACACAGACAGAGAACCCAUGCCGUCCACUGCUGCAAUGGGGCUGCUGCUGCUGCUGACUGGGAUCAGCGCGGGCAGGGUCCUAGAGACUGUCCCCUACACGCCCCAGAUCACUGCCAAGUCGCUGGAAGGGAAGCUCACUGCUACCACCUUCACACUGGACCAGCCCAUCUGCAUCUUCGAUCAGUACGUGAACGGCACCGAUGACAUCUGGCUCGUCGUUGCCUUCACUAACGCCACAUCCCAUUUCAAAAAUCCAACCUCCAAGAUCCAAAUCCCUCCCUACCAGAAGCUAUCGACUGCUCUCCAUUACAUGACGCUGAAGAAUUCCAUUGCCUUCUACCCGUGUGCUGAAAACAGGGCCGCUAGCGUGCUCCGGGUUGGCAGUGACACCUCCUGCAAAGAUGACCGCAGCCUGGAGUACUGCAACGGACCCCUGCCUCAUCCUGGGCCUUACAGAGUGAAAUUCCUCAUCCUGGAUACCAAUGGGUCCAAGGCAGAGACAAGAUGGUCCCAACAAAUUAUGCUGAAGCAAGGUCGCAAGGCGCGCUCCAUCGACACCUGGCCUGGGAGGCGCAGCGGUACCAUGGUCGUCAUCACUUCCAUCCUCUCCAGCUUCAUCGGCAUCCUGGUGAUCUUGUUCCUCUGCACGGUCGCCUACGAGUGCUUUAAGCUUUGGCGUCGAGAGGAGCCCGCGGUCCCGGAGGAGCCACGCGUCGGGUCCUUCAGAGAGAGGCAGUAUGAUACCCACCACAUCCCCCCGUCGCAGGCUCCAGCCCAGCCCCACAGCGACGUGCCCCGGCCUCACUCGCCGGCCGCCUCCCCAUAGGAGCCCAGAGCUUCCCGCAGGCCAUCGUCCUGGGCUCAGCAGUCAGCCCACGGGCACCCCCAGAAGCCUCGCAUCCCAUUUAUACACUCCGUGCCCUCCCCAUCACGCACCCUGCUGCACGGUGUCCCCUGUAAACCCCGGACCCCAGCAUCCCCAUCACGCACCCUGCUGCCCAGCAUCCCCUAUAUACCCUCGAUCCCAGCAUCCCCUAUGCUCCCCAACUCCCAGCAUCCCCAUCACGCACCCUGCUGCCCGGCGUCCCCUAUAUACCCUCGAUCCCAGCAUCCCCUAUGCUCCCCAACCCCCAGUGUCCCCAUCACACACGCUGCUGCCUGGUGUCCCCUAUAUACCCUGGGCCCCAGUGUCCCCUUUGCUCCCCAACCCCCAGCAUCCCCAUCACACGUCCUGCUGCCCAGCGUUCCCUCCGCGCCCCAAACCCCAGCAUCCCUGUCAGACGCCCCAGGCCCCAGCCUCCCACACGCUCACCCUGGUGCUCUAGGAUCACCAGCUCUGGGAGAGGAGAGGCUCCAUGCUCCCCAUCUGGGGUAUCCAGCCUGGCCUGACCGGCCGUGCUGCUUCCCACUUCCCUGGGACUGACUUUACAGGACACAGAGCAACAGCUGGGGAAGAAGGGGAGUAAACAAGCCACGUCCUCUGCUCCUGCCAGUCAAAGGGUCCUGUCUGUUAACUCCAAUAGGCAGGUGCAUGGGGCUGGGCACUGGUGACACUCAGGGCAUCUCGGUCGUUUGUUUCUCGCAGGCUUUAUUCACCUCCUGGAACUGUUUAUGAAGCCAGAAACAAAGACUUUGAGAAACAAAGACUAUCCCCCCCCGGCUAAUGGGUCCCGUGCUUUGAUCCCGUUUCUUUACCCCCAGUGUAGGGAAUAGGACCCGUCUGUCCUAUCAGCAGGAAUGUGAUGGAGGUGUUCCCGGCCCGCCGGCACUGCAGAUGUGGCUCCAGGUUCACGUGGGUGCAGGGCCGGGCCCCGAGCCACGCUCCUCCUGAGCGCUGGGGACGUUUGGGCCCGGAUCUAGAGCAGGGAUCCUGUCAAAGAGAAGCAAAUUCCAGCCAGGGGUGUAGCCGGCUGAUUGGCACCUGAACACACAAUGACCCCUCGGCACCCCGCCCUCCCCACCGCCUGCCGUUGACGCAGGAGCCUUGGGGCUAGAAUGACAGCCCUGCCCUGGCCGGGCCCACGGGAGCAUUGGCGCACCUGUGCUGGGAGGCCGGAGCCCAGGGGUCUGUGCACAACGCCUGCUGACCGCAGCGUGGCUCAGGGCUCUGGAGUGGCCGGGAGGGAGGCGCCUCAUCUCUGACGGGGGGGCCCCUUUCUGACGUCUGCAGCCCUGCAACAGAGCCAGCCCCGGGCCCCCUCGGCCAAGCAAGUGCUGAGGAAAGAGGUCAAGCCAACCCCCACCUGGCCUUCCCAGAUCUCUGCCUGGAGUCUGAGAGUCCAGCCCCGCAGGGCCCCGGCCAGGCCCCAGGGGGGGAGCAGGGACUCCACCCAACACCCAUGGAAGCCACUGGGCUUGGAGCAGGCCCCCAGCUCAGCCGGCUGCCGGAUGGAGUGGCCCCUCCAGGCGAUGGAGCAGCCCAGCAGCGGUGCGGCGUUAGGUGCUUUCCCCUAUAGCCCCUAGAACUUGUUUCAAGGACCAGGGCCCAAUCCCUCUCCCUUCCCCUCCCCCAUUGGAAGCCAUCCUCAGGGACCAGCCGGCCGGCCGGUGUGAGAGGUUCAGCUUCUGUGGUUCUUGUAUAUACUGCUGGGGGCAGGUGGGUUUCUCUUUUCAACUCAUCGGUGCCCGGCCAAGUAAACUGCAGUUUGCAUUUUUGAACCGCUGCCUCGCUGUCCUCCUUUGCGCCCUCGGCAGCGGUUGCAGUCCGGGGACUCCCAGCCCUUGGGCCACAGGAGGGAGCUGUACGACAGAACAGCUGACGGGACGCCACAGGCCCACAGAGGGUCCACGCAGCUCGCGUCCCAGCCUUGCCGGGCUUUGCUCACCAGCCCCACCAUAGCCCCUCGGGCAUGCCAGGCAGCACACCCUGCCAUCUUGUGGCUGACCCAUGUAACUGCAAGUAAACGUAUCACGAUGCCUUGUCA
This is a messenger RNA of Caretta caretta (loggerhead turtle), 2972 nucleotides long. Its product is annotated as uroplakin-3b. Lineage: Eukaryota; Metazoa; Chordata; Testudines; Cheloniidae. The record is from RefSeq and is a predicted model, not a curated record. Gene Ontology annotation, cellular component: membrane.